Molecule: messenger RNA, 7705 nt
Organism: Dermacentor silvarum
Lineage: Eukaryota; Metazoa; Arthropoda; Arachnida; Ixodida; Ixodidae
Product: eukaryotic elongation factor 2 kinase
Exons: 15
Coding region: 723-2927 (734 amino acids)
Biological process (GO): protein phosphorylation
Molecular function (GO): calmodulin binding; ATP binding; elongation factor-2 kinase activity
Source: RefSeq, a predicted model, not a curated record
GCUCACGCACAAACAUUUCUCUGCUCGCACAAACACGCACACACGACCAUCGGCGCUCCGACGACUGCGACGGCAGAGAGAGCGCGCUGCGCGGUGCGGUUGAGCGGCCGUGUUUGUGAAUCUUCGCUGUCGGCUUCGGUCACUCCCCAUAUGUUCUAGCGUUACGCCGGGACGUCGCCGUGUGUCUCGCAGUCAGCCGGUAGGUAAACCGCCCGCUGACAACCGCGACUCCCUUUGAAAGGAAACCCCGGAAGAGAGAAAAGGCAAAAAAAAGUCGAGAGGUUCGCCCGGCGGGCUUGGCUGGCUGCUUCGAGCUCGAGGCGAGAGAGAGCGUGCGAGCGAGCGAGCGAGCUCGGAGAGUUUUCGAGAGGCGCACAGCAGGGAAUGCAUUGUCGCGAACCCGCACUGCUGUCGAUGCGUCGUGCUCAGCCCACAGGCCAGCCUGACAGGUUCGCAAAGCGCGUUGUGCUUCACCGAAAGCUGCUGCUGCCGCUCUAUGACUUCGACGGGAGACUGCUAAAGCUCGACGAGACCGCCUGGCAGGCCGUUCGAGAACCCCUGGUGUGCCCUCCCCUCCUCUGGCCCAGCGCAGCAGACGAUGUUUCAGAUGUCCGCGUCAACGCCCCUGCCGUCGUCGUAGUUGAGAUCUGAGCAGGUACCGUGCCCGGAGGAGCGAAGUGCCAACACUAGCGAGCUCUGGAGGAGCGGCCGCAGCGGAGACGAUGGCGGAAGAGCAUGCAGAUCUGGAAUUGCGCCCGCUGGGCAUCGAGGACAUCCAGAGCAACCCCAACGCUCUGCGCGAAUGUGAUGACGGCGGGCGUGGCGAGGCCGAUGGACCGGGUGCUUCAUCGGCAAUUUUCUCGGUGGCCAUGGGUCUCAAGCGUAAGAAGGUCGUCAGUGACCCUGUCCGCAGCCCUCGCAAGAAGCUUGAAGAGGUUCCGCGGCCAUUGAGCCCAUCGCAGCUGGCAGCCCUGAAGUGGAAGCGUGCGGCCCGGCAAGUUCUGCACAUGGAGGACCCCUGGGCCAUGUUCCACCUGGAGCGGUUCAAGGCGGAGCGCGUGCGCCGCUACCGCUACAACGCCCUCAACAAGGCCUGGCUCGAGGACGAGGCUCUGGUCAAGAUGGCGCCCGAUCCCUUUGGACGUGGAGCCAUGCGAGAAUGCUUCAGAAUGAAGAAGUUGUCCAGCUUUGCGCCAGCCCAGAACUGGGCACAUGCAUUCAACUACGUAGCCAAGCGGUACCUGGAACCCGUGGACCGCAGCACCUACUUUGACGAUGUCCGGCUGCAGAUGGAUGCCAAGCUCUGGGCCGAAGAGUUCAACCGCCACAAUCCACCCAAGAAGGUGGACAUAUUCCAGGUGUCGAUCAUUGAGUUCGUGGAGCGGCCAGGCAGUCCACUGUAUCACAUGGAGCACUUCAUUGAAGGAAGUUACAUCAAGUACAACUCCAACUCCGGCUUCAUCAGUUCCCAGGCCACGCGGCUCACUCCACAGGCGUUCAGCCACUUCACAUUCGAGCGUUCGGGUCACGAGCUGCUCGUGGUGGACAUCCAGGGAGUGGGCGACCUCUACACGGAUCCGCAGAUCCACACUGCACACGGCUCCGAGUACGGCGACGGCAACCUCGGCGUGCGUGGGAUGGCACUGUUCUUCAGGUCGCACGUCUGCAACUGCGUCUGCUCGGGUCUUGGCCUCACCCCGUUUGAUCUCGCGCCCAGCGAAAAGUUGGUCGGCACACCAGCCUCUGCCCUUGCCCAAGGGGCCAAGACGCGGCUGCGCGGACGCGAAGAGCUGUGCGUGGGCAUGUCGGAGUACGAGCGGCACCAUCUGGCAGAGGCCUUUGGUCCCCCGAGGCAGCGAAUCCGCACCUACAGCAGCCCCUGCGAUUCGUCGCGCGAGAUGUUCCACCGAGAGAAUGACGCCAUCCCGAUGCUGCAGCAGCAAGACAGUGGCUUUCGCAGCCUUAGCAGUGGCAGUGAGGACACCAUGGAGGACUACUCGCAUGACCUGGAACUUGGCAGUGACUCCGAGGACACCGAGACUCUGCAGCACCAGAUAACCAACGGGCAUCAGUAUGCCAACGGCCAGCACACGAACGGCGACCGGGCGAGCGCUGUGCCCGCCCGCCUAAGGCGGCGCCAGCGCUAUGACUCUGAGAGCAGCACCAUCGGAGACGAGCACGAGCGCGCCGAGUUCCAACGACUGGUGGCACAGCGCGCACGUCCAUCGUCGGUGCUGGACGAGGUGCAGCUGCGGCAGCUGGUGCGGCAGCAGCAGGGACGGCCCCUGGACGAAUCGCAGCGCUCGGUGCUCGGGCAGAUCCACCUGGAGAUGGCCAAGUGCCACGAAAACGGCCGCUUCGGGGACACCACCCACCCGGAGGGCAAGUACGACCAGGACGCGGCUGUGUUCCAUUUGGAGCAGGCGGCUCGUUGCGGUGCAUUGGAGGCUUUGCUAGUGCUGGCCAAGGUUUACCUGGGGCUGCCCCAUGACCUCCUCGAGGACUGGACGCUGCCGGAAUCUGAGGAGAACACAUCAAAGGGAGUGGAGUACCUGGAACAGGCGGCGAGGGCCGGAGACAGGAGUUCCAUGAUCGCCCUGGCCAAGGCACUGGACACGGGCGAGGGACUCGGCACUCGGAGGCAACGCAACUGGCAGGAUGCCGUGCUGUGGUACAACAUGGCGGUGACCACGACCGACAAUGACGAGGGUGGCGAGUACGAUGGCUGCAUGGACGACCCCCCGUACCUGUUGCUGGCAAGGCAGGCUGAGCUUUACCUGCAGGGAGGCUACAGCCUGGACAGGGACCCAGCGAUGGCUGGGGAGCUGUACCAAGAAGCGGCAGCUGCUGCCACGGCUGCCAUGAAGGGGCGCCUUGCCAACAAGUACUUCCAGCUGGCCGAAGAAGCCCAGCAGGAGGCGUGCUAAGAAGCUAGUCUCUCGUGACCAAACUAGUAGCACUCUAGCACGUCUCAUACGACCUGUCACAUUAUGCGUCUCAUUCAAAAUUUUCACCCGGUGUGCCCCGUGCCACUGUUUUCAAAUUCUCAAGUCCCAUUUUGUUGGUUCUGUUGUUACCUGCCUACUUUUUUUGUUCAUGUGCUAAAUGUGCACCGGUGUCGAUGCUUUAGUCCUUUGUUCCAACGUGUUGAUUCUGAAGGAAUGCGAUGCGAUGAUCCUCGUUGCUGCUUCUGCUGUUGCUCUCUUGUUCUUGCCUUUUUUCUUUUUUUUCCGGAAAGGCACCAGUGCUGUGUUCUUCGUUUCCGAGACUUCAAACUUGUCACCACAGAGCAAGUAGAUAUGAUUUUGACUUGCAAGGAAAGCCUGGGUGUGUUGUGGUUUACCGGUGAAAAAGCCGCGUUGGCAGGAACUGACAUUUUUCUGCCUAUCCCUGCUCUGUUGCAUGUCUCUAUGGUAGUGCAUUUUUUCGCAAGUGCACAAUGCAUGUUAACAAGAGAAACAGUGGAUUUGUUCAUGUUUCACCUCGUUGCUCUCUACUUUCUAAUAACCCCUCGUUUUUUUGUCGGCGACUGAUUCUGCCACUGUUUUGUUCAGAAGGCCUUUCCCGAGGAAAUUUUUUGGCCUUGUCUAUGGUUUGUUAAGAUUUGUUUAUGGGUGAGGGGGGAUGGGCUGUACACGCAAUUGCCUGUAACAUUUUGUAUUUUUGCAUGUACAACGUGCUAAGAUGCACCGCUAGCCAUUUGCCUCAGUCAAGCACAGCAUCUGGCAGCCCUGUGAUCAGUUGAGAGCUGGUAAAGUCUAGCCCCAACCACUAAUCCUGCAUGCAAGCUGUUCAGUUUCACAUUGAUAUACGGGGGUCGCUAACAUGUCUUCAUCUUGCUGUGAGCUUCAAGUGUUUAUUUGUUUGAAGGCGACCUGGAAGCCUUUCUUUGUUUGUUUGUGUGUGUGUACAAAGCAAGAAGAAAUGCAAGUUUAAGAUCUCUUCCUGGUGCUGUGUCAUAGGCUGAGGGCAACAUGCAGCCUAAAAUGGUUGGAUGAGUCUGGUGUGGUAGUUAACUAUAACAGAGAGAGGGUGGUGUGCUUGCAAACUAUUAACCUACCGGUGAAUGUUGUUGAGUCACGUAUAGUAUAGUUUUUUGAGAAACGCACAGUCCACACACUGUAGAGAGAUAACGUUAGUAGACUCCUUCUGAAGCGAACGUUAAGGGGAUCCUAGUAGCCAAGCUAUUGUCCAACGAGAAGCGCAUUGAAUAACUACAUGAACUGAACGAAGGUCUCCAAGCUGUUCAGCUGUUUUAGAGAGUUAAGCUUAAAAGCAGAGUCUACAGUAGUUGUGAUGACUGUUAUGUGAUACAGAUCUAAUAGUCAUCACUGCAGAUUAAACAGUCCUUGCAUUUUGUUAGUUUAGGUUGUGCGCUUGUGCUUCGUCGUGUCGGUGCUAGUUCUUAGACAUUGUUUUGUACCGAAGGCACACUUGUACACUGGGCACGCUUGAGCAUUGCCUUUGUUUUCAAAGCGCGGCUGUCUAAGGGAUCAUUUAGCCUGUGUGGCUGUGUAAUGUUUAAGUCGCGGUGCAUUAAAUCGCUUUGCAAUAAAAAAUGUGAAGAAGCAGCUAGUGAAAGCGUCACAGUUAGUCGGCGUUCGCUCCGUCUCUCCAUCGCAUGUUUGGACGGCGAGCUCGAAAUUUCAGAUUCUUUCACAGGUGGCAAAUCACACCGAACCUGACAAGUGAGGCAACGCAGACGGUGCCUGCUCUUUACCUUUGGCGCCGGCUACGCGCGGAGCAUUGAUCGAGUCACAUGAUGCAGUGGUCCUUCCAGUCUGAUUGGCCUUACGACGACUCAACUGACGUAAAGUUGGUUUAGCCUUUCUUGUAUUUAAAAAAUUGGAAAGAUAAACUUUCGGUGCAAUAAAUUAAACAUUGCUACAAAACACAUAUGUUCACUAUUAAACUGAGAACCUCACUGGCAUUCAGUACAACAGAACGUCACUAAUUCAUUAGUUUCAAAGGGGAAAAACAAGAACAAAACUAAUCUAUUAGAUAUAAAAUUCCACUGAUCAAAAAAAAACUCUCCAGACCUUAAGUACCGAGCACUAACCUGUGAUCAGUGCUGGCAGAGUAAUUUGGUGUUACCUUUAAUAAGAGUAGACCAUACUGUAUAUCUUGAUUUCGAUGUACUGAAGUUUAUGAUAGCUUGCAACAUUCUUGUUAUUAAUGCUAGGAGACUCCUUAGCAUAUGCAGCACUCUAUUUUCUUGCCCAAAAUUUGUAAGCAUUAUAUUUUGUGAAACAUUUUCUGAUAUUCGACUUUUACAGCGAAGCUGUCGAUGGCUAGGAUACAGGAUUUUAUGGCGUCCGCACGGAAAAACUCUCCUCUAAAAAGUGAAAGAGCCAACAACAAAAGCAAACGCAUAUCGCCGCUCGCGUCGGAGCUCGGUUUAACGGCCGCCUGUGUCUAAAACGAUGUGUCUUUGUGAAUGUAUGACGUAGUGCGUGACGUAGCGUGCGCCUGAUGAGGAGACCAAGGGAAAAGGGUUGGCGCCCCUGCGCAACCGCGCUCAUGCCACUGUUUAUGCGAUUGUCGUCUUCUUCCACAGCUGGCUCCGUUGCGACUCGUCAUUCCAGCGUAGAAUUUCAAUUCUCGUCUGUCGUCGUAAUGGGGAGGCCGCGUUUAUGGGGGUAUGAGCCAUUGCUUAAGGGGUAUGUCCGUCUUACAUGACGGACAGAGGUGAUACACGAAUAUGUGUGCAUACUUAUCGUCACGAUGACCACCACCGAUCAGGACAAUAAAUGUGUUUGUACUUUUGUUCAAAAUUCUAUGUCACCUCUGUGUCGUGCACUAAACAGCUUCGCUGGCCAUCCACAGAGUGGAAUGGCUCAUGAAUUUUUUUCUGAUAUUCAGUUCGGUAUUCACACAUCCAUAGUUUUAUUUUGUAGACACCGUUGUGAUGCAAGUGUUACGUGACUAAAAGGAACAAGGCUGCUAUGUUUUUUCAUUCUUUCUGCACAUCAGUUGUAAUGAAUGCAUGCUGAAAUCAAGAUGUACACCCCACGCUUGCGUUUGACCAAUGAAAUGCAGUGAAAUAAUUAGAUGUUGCGUAGCUAUCCUGGAAGAAAAAGUUUUUUGCCGAUGCUGUCACCUGGUAAUUUUUUUUUUCUCUCAAGACGGUAUAUUCUCUAACAUAUAAUUACACUAUGAUAGCAUUGGUUAAUGCGAGAACUACAUGGUGUCAAAAAGUGCUGGUGCUGUAUUUUGCAACAAUUCUUUUUGUCCCUUUGUCAUCUGCCCGGAUGAUGCCAAGCCUCCAUUGUCACAGGUGUCAACCAAUCAGUGUUCUUACAAAGAAUUCUUGCAAAAUACACACUCUGGACAUACUAGCAACAUUAACAGUCUGUCAGAGACUGUUGGAGCAUGCAUGUCAUAAAGUUCCGAAUCAACCUGGAUCACGUGGCAAUGUAAUCCCUGCGCGAAUCGUGACAGUAUAAAUUGCUACAUUUGUGCUUCAAGGUGAACCAAUCAAAUCAGUUUAUUGAUUUAUUGUUUUAUUAUUAUUGAGUUUAUUGACUGAACCAAUCCAGUGUUCGUGAUGCUCAAAUGUGUCCAGCAAACUAUAGAGAACAAAAAGGUGUGUUUUUGUUUUUAAUGACUUCUUUUUUUUGCAGCAACAUGAAGGCACAUAUAGAAGUGCCACAUAUAAAAUGCAGACGCCAAAUGGUUACUGAUAUUGCUGCAAAACAUCAUUGCAUUGCCGCUACUGCAAAGGCUGUUUGCAGUUCAUAGUGGCCAUGGUUGUAGCCACCUGAAUCGUUGAGCGAGCACUUGCAUCACGCUCAUAUUUCAGAAAUCUUAAGUCUGCCAGAGAAAAGAAAACAUACUGCUGCAUGCCGCAUAAUCGUGCAAGUUGUCAUGCAGAGUUAGCAGAAGUGUCGCAACACACAGUACAGCUUCCAGUUGGAUCGGUGCGUCAAUAUUGGAACAAGAGCUGUCUUCCACAAAUAGAGGUGAUCCCAAAUAGCCACUGCAAACUACGAACCUUCUCUGAAUCGACCAGGGGAAAGAAUUGUUCUCCGCAGAGCAGCAGUAGCAACGACAGAAGCCCAUUCCAUAUUCAGUGGCUCUGUUUCAAGAUUUAUUUCUAAAGAAAUGAAACCUCGGAAGCUUUCAGCAGCAUGUCUGCCUUGCACCAUAAAAAUGUUUCGUGUUCAUUAUCUUGGCAUUCUGCUCCGAAACUACAAGCACGGCAAGAUUGGUCUAUCUUGCCACACCACCAAGACUGGUCUAUAGAAGCAAAAAAAAAAAACAUUUUUUUGUUCACCACUGCAUAUAUGUGCCAUCGGUGGUAAUUAGAGGUGCUCAGUGUGUUUUAUGUGCUCUUUUUUUGUAAACUCUUUGCAAUGUGUACCUCGUUUCCAAACUGUUGCAAUAUAUGCUGUUAUGCCACCUCAUAGAUUCUAGUAGUUUGUUAGAGGAUGAGUCUGGACAUUUUUGCGAUUACAGCUGUAUUUUUGUUUGCACCUCUGGUAGGGGUUCAGGCCCAGAUUGUGUCCGCUUUUUCUGAGCUUUACUGGCAAGCCGGCUGGGCGUGAAGUUGGGACUGCACUGUCCUCGAGAGUUGCUCAGCCGAGAAAUGCUUGCCGUUUUGUUGAGAUUGUUGCACUGCUGUUAAACCUUUCCCACUUUAUGCACAUACUGUUUCUCCAUGUGUGUGAUACAACGUGCCAGAAUAAAAUAUGUUGCCAUCCGA